This is a messenger RNA of Lactuca saligna, 1042 nucleotides long. The record is from the annotation of a GenBank genome assembly. Lineage: Eukaryota; Viridiplantae; Streptophyta; Magnoliopsida; Asterales; Asteraceae.
CAUCCCUUCUAAAAUAAUAAAGUCAAACUCCCCGGCGUUCAUCCACACAAUCUCUCAAAAGUCAACGCUUUUCCGGUGGCUCCUCCUACUGGCACACACGUAUCCGUUGACAGGAGGAGAAAGACCACACUUUCCUUCACAAAAUGGAUGAUGAAUGGGAUUUGCAUGCGGUGGUUAGGAGCUACACCACCAUCUCCACCGAUGCCACCACUGCCGCCUCCGGAACAAACACAACCACCAGCGAUGAUGGUUUUGAUAUGAUGGAAACUGUAGCAUCUGGAAAUGAAAUAUACCAGUUUUCAUACUCAAAUACCGGCGAGAACCCAUCGGAGGGGUUAGAGGAAGUAUACAAAGAAGGGUGUUCUCAGCGGCUGAGCACCAUCGCCGCCGCCGUUGUUUCUGGUGAUGAUGAACAACUGCCGGUGUUUGAUGGUUCAUGCGACUCAUUUUCCAAUGAGACUCCAAGUAGAAAAAGGAAAAACCAGCAGAAGAAGGUGGUGGUUGAACUGACACAAGAGGAGUUAUGUAGUGACACAUGGGCAUGGAGGAAAUAUGGUCAAAAACCCAUCAAAGGCUCCCCCUUUCCAAGGUAUGAAAAACCCCAAUACGUAUUUGGUACUUAUGGGUUGGAUUGGAUUGAAACGAAGUGUCGCUUAAAUUAUUACAAGUGUAGCACAACGAAAGCUUGCGGAGCAAGGAAGCAAGUGGAACAGAGCCACGUGGACCCCACCGUUUUUAUAGUUUCAUACUCAGGAGAACACAUGCACCCUCGACCCACCCACCGGAGCCCUCUCGCCGGCAGCACUAGGAGCAAUAAGUCCACUAUGGCCCACCUACCACCACCCAUCUCAGAUGACUGUCCUUGAUACAUUUUCCUCUUGAAUUCACUGAACUUAUAGUGAUAGUAUAGUCAAUACUCAAUAGUGUGAGGGUGAAAAUGAUGUUAACGAUAAUGGACUCUAAUUUUUUGUAAUCCCUUCUUUUACAUGGAAUGUGGAAUCUUUGUGGCAAAAGGAAUGUUGAAUGCUUGCCUCUCUUGUGG